CCGGAGCCCGAGCGUCUAGUGGCAGCCGCCCCACUUCCGACGGAGACGGUCUCGGCGGCUCGCUGAACUCGCACAGGCAGGGCUGCCGCUUCCUCCCGGAGGCAAAACCCCCUAAAUCUCGGCGCGGCCGAAACCCUCCCAGUCUCAGCGAGCCUAGGGUUCCAUCCCAAUCGGAACCAGAGCGGCGGCGGCGGCGGCAGGCAGGCAGGCAGGCAUGGCGGACGAAGAAGGCGACCCUGACUGGCUUGUCGCGUUCAAGGCACCAAGUACUGCUACGGUGAUGCUUUCUGAUUCUUCUCCUGAAAACAGCCCAAAAAGAACUGCACCACCGGAAGAAAAGAAGAAUUCUUCAGACUGUGCAGGUACUUCGAGUAAACAUGAGGAAGGACCAUCCAUGGAAGGAAAGCAGGAUAAACCUCCUAAACGCGCGACUCCAAAGAAGAAAACAAAGGUUGCUGGAACAAAAGAUAGUUUGGAUAAAAGAAAUGAUACCCUGGAACAACUCGAAGAUGAAGUUAAUGAGGAAAAGAUGCAGGACAAGCUUGCAGGAAACUCUGUCUCCCAGAGGUUGCCAUUGAUCCUGUCUGAUAAAGUUCAACGUUCAAAGGCAUUGGUUGAAUGUGAUGGUGACUCGAUAGACUUGAGCGGAGAUAUUGGAGCUGUCGGUAGGAUAGUAAUUUCAAACAGUCCGACUGGAAAUCAGGAUUUGUUACUGGACCUGAAAGGAACAGUAUACAAAUCAACUAUAGUGCCAUCCAGGACAUUUUGUGUUGUCAGCAUGGGACAAACAGAAGCAAAGAUAGAGGCUAUAAUGAAUGACUUCAUUCAGUUGGAACCCCAUUCCAAUUUAUUUGAAGCAGAGACUAUGAUGGAAGGUACCCUUGAUGGGUUCACGUUUGAUUCAGAUGGAGAGGGUGACAGGCUUCAUGAACUUCAUGCUUCUCAAAAUGAUCAGAACAAUGAGAAUGAAGAUCAACCUAAAGCGAAAACCAAAAGAAAAGCAGCCGCGAAGCCAGCGGCAAAGGGACAGAAGAAGGCAAAGGUUGCUAAGAAGGGAGCAAAGAAAACCCAAUCAACAAAGAGAGGGAAGAAGGCAAAGAAAUAAUUACUUGCUGAAGAACUGGAUAUUUUCCUGUAAGGAUGAGAACUCACUUCAAGCUGGACACGAGGAAAGGCUACAAUACAACUGGUUCUGGUUUGGUUCUAGGAUAGUUGUUUGCUGACUCCACAUGUUGUAUAAUCUGGGCUAUCUGUGUACCAUGAUGUAUUUUUUUAGGAAGAGAAGGCUAAUACCAUGUACUCUAUACUGGUAGAUAUCAACGCUAAAUAUUCAGUUUUAAGGAGACGAUUCUUAUUUUGCAUGUGCAAUGAGAAGGUGCACACUGUGAUUCAAAUGUCUUCAAAUGUAACAUGCAGUUGUGUGAUCAGAGAAGGAAAUAUUCUGAAUGUUGAGAAUUUGCGCAA
Messenger RNA from Lolium rigidum, 1464 nucleotides. RefSeq names its product DNA-binding protein BIN4-like. Gene Ontology annotation, cellular component: nucleus; DNA topoisomerase type II (double strand cut, ATP-hydrolyzing) complex. The transcript has 12 exons. Bases 215 to 1105 code for a protein of 296 amino acids. Gene Ontology annotation, biological process: chromosome organization; DNA endoreduplication. The record is from RefSeq and is a predicted model, not a curated record. Gene Ontology annotation, molecular function: double-stranded DNA binding. Lineage: Eukaryota; Viridiplantae; Streptophyta; Magnoliopsida; Poales; Poaceae.